Hemiscyllium ocellatum (epaulette shark) is the source of this 1208-nucleotide messenger RNA. RefSeq names its product dual oxidase maturation factor 2-like. Bases 57 to 1046 code for a protein of 329 amino acids. Gene Ontology annotation, cellular component: endoplasmic reticulum membrane. NCBI's taxonomy places the organism in Eukaryota, Metazoa, Chordata, Chondrichthyes, Orectolobiformes, Hemiscylliidae. The record is from RefSeq and is a predicted model, not a curated record. Gene Ontology annotation, biological process: protein transport. The transcript has 9 exons.
AAUUGGUUCGAGAUUUUUCUCUCUGGUUGGCCAAGGAUCGUGUGCAAUCGCCAAUUAUGACUCUCUUCAAUGGAAUUCGGCCAUUCUAUCCCCACGACAGAACAGCCUUCAUUUUUGCCAUCACCUUACUCGUGGUUAUCCUGGUAUUCCUGGUGUUUACCCUAACGCUGCUCAUUAUCCUCCCGGGAAUCAGAGGGAAAGGGAGAAUUUACUCCUUCUGCAGAAUUAUUGUAAGCCUUUUUGUUGGAGCUGUUAUUGUAGUGGUGAACUUUACUGGUGACUGGGCAGCUGGAUUUGCCAGGGUGAGCACAAUUUACAAGGCUUUCAGUAAUGAGGCAAUCACUGCAGAAGUGGGACUCAACAUUGGACUGGCAGGAAUUAAUGUGACUCUGAGAGGAAUCCCUGAGAACCAGCUGAAUGAAACCAUAGACUACAACGAGAGCUUUCUAUGGAGAUUUACAAUGAAUUACGAUGAGCAAUAUAACAAUGGGCUUAAUCGAGGGCUUCCACAUCCAAUUUUGUACAUUGCUGAGAAGUUUCAGAGCAAAAGCCCCUGUCUUAUUCAUGACCAGUACAGGUUCUCUGGACAUUAUGCAACAGCCAUGAUGUGGGUAGCAUUUUGUGCCUGGAUCAUCACUAACAUUCUCUUCUCCAUGCCAACUAUUGUGUACGGAGGCUACAUGGCAUUGGUCACAUCUGCAUUCAUGAUCUUUGGAGUCAUCUCAUUCGCCACUAUACAGAAUGUAUCGCCAUGCAUCAUUCAGUUUGGCCCAACAGCACUGAAGACUAAUUUCAGUGUCUCCUUCUGGCUGACAUUAGCAACUGCGUUGCUGUGCUUCAUUCUUGGAGUAAUUGUAAUCAUUAUGGAUCACUGCAUCCCAGAGAAACUGAAGACAUUCUUCAUGCUAAGUGGAGAGGAGGAUGAUGAUCAUCAAAUGAGCAUUGGAUUAAUUAGCAAUAACUUUACUGAUGAUCGUGGAGAUGCUGUACAUUUAAAGAAAAUUAAAGAUGGCUUCAAAGACAAGGACUUUGUUGUUUAUACCUAAGACUGAAGAUGCCUGGAAUUGAAAAGGAUUACCAUGCAACACCUGGCUCACGCAACAGUGUGACAGCUUCACUGGGCAACUCCUGAAGGACGUCAAAAUUCCACUGCGUACAUGAUUUUUUUAAAUGACUGUUUUCAUUAGAUUAUUUUGUGAAAUGGCAGA